CUCGCUCCCGCGCUUUGUCACAGCGGGCGAGAGCUGCCCGCCCUCCGCGCUUCCGUUUUCGCCAUUGCUCUCUAGGGGGUAGGACAGACAAGACCAAGUGGAUAGCCUAGCAGGGUGCUCUGAUUCGGUUUUAGAUGACCUUGACAUUUCGGUGACCUUGAGGAUUUAUCAUAGCGUACAUUGAAGAUAAUAAUUAAUUUGUAUAAAAAAUAGGAAGCACGAAGACUGCUUAAUUUUUAAAAGAUGUUAAACAAAAGUAUUAUCGUUUCAGGAGUUUACAAUAUGUUUUAAUUAUUUGCCGGCCCACCCGGUAUAGACUCUGGACUAAUUUGAACCUGUGUAUCUAACUUGAAACCUUUGAACGCUGUACAACAAGAAUGAGUCCUCCAAGUUUGCCCUAACCGACAGAUUAAUUAACGCAAAUCUAAAAAAAAGGAAAUAUACUUAUCAUGGGACAAUUUUACACAAAUCGGCCUAGCCUCACAGUAUCAUCAAUAAGGGUGGUGUCAUAGAUACUAAAUACUUAAAUACAUAGAAAACGUCCAUAACUCAGGAACAAAUAUCUGUGAUUCGAACCCGGGAUCUCCUAUUUCGUAAGCAGAGUCUCGACCGACAAGGCUAACAGGCCGGUAAAAGCUGAGGAAGAAAUCAAACUAGCUUUUUGUUUUACUUUGCACAAGCUAUUACAUAUGAGAAUGAAAGUUUGUAUGGAUAAUGUGUAAAAUGUUAAGUGAGAGACUUGGCACUUCUUUAUUAAAGAAAAGAAAGAAAGAAAAUACAUUUAUUUAUGACAAAACAAACACGGAUGACAAAAACAUGUUGACAAUACAAUAUAUAACAUUUACCGCAAAAUGCCAUAAAAGGGUCACAAUUCAGCAUGUAGCUGGCAAAGCCAGCGCUGUUCAUUUGUUAUUACUUUAUUAGUAGCUUAUUAACAGCAAUGAAAUUAGAAUUUAAUGAAGGCGAUUUAAAUUGCUCUUUGAAAACAUUGAAGUUUUUAUGAGGAGACAAUAUUUGCAACGUCUUCUUACUUUUAGCAUGUUAACUAAUAUCAAAACAACCUAGAUAUAAAAUUCUACUUCAACGACUUAGCGGGCAAGAGCUUGGUUUGUCAUAAGGCGAAGAUUUUUAAUGGUGACAGGAAAUACAUUAAGCUUGAUAUACCUACAUACAAGAAUAAUUAUAAUGGAAUUUACUAUUUUCGGAUGACGUUGGGUUCUUUACUUUUUGGUGCUAAAAAUAAGGAAACAAUAGCUGAGUUUUAGAUUUACAACCUAUCCAAAGGUUAAGAGUCAAAAUAUGCCUACUAGAAUAUAAAUAUAAGCAAAGAAAAUUUCCAAGUUAUCGUUUAAUGUUAACGCAAGGUCUCACAGUAAUAGCGCAUAUAAAUGCGCACACGAAAAAAAAUACUUAAACAUUUUUGAAUAUUCAAGUGGAUAUAAUAAAAACCAGAAAAUGUUUUUGAAAAUGGAGAAGACAUUAAAAAGUAUAACUAAAGUGAUAGGUACAGUUGUGGUGUUGCAGUUGAUGUGUACUUCAGUGACCGCAGUUGAAUAUAAUGAAACCAAUGAGGGUUAUGCACAAAAUUUCAUGCCUAUAUGUCCUGGUGUGGGGAAACCGGCCGAGAUAAAACCAGAACAUUUGAGCAAGUUAAAAAUCGCAGCAUUCGCCGGCGGUUCACUUUUAUUCUCCAAGUGGACAUCUUAUAACUACCGCAACAUAAAAACCCUGGUCAUGAACCCUCAUAUUGACUUCAGACGAAAGACGAUCCUGUAUUGUCCUGGGUAUUUGGAACAUACUACGUUACCUGUUGGAAGGUUAUUGAUGUUGCAGUAUAAGAGAUUACGGUACAACGUGUUAAUUUUAGAAUAUGUAGACUUCACCUCAAACAUAUUCCCCGUUGUUCCACGCGUGAUGCGUCCUGUUGGUAAGCAUAUCGCCGGAAUGCUAGCCAACCUGACUUCAGUCGGUCUCGACCCGAAAAAGCUAGAGCUGCUUGGCCUCAGCCUUGGUGGCGUGUCCAUGACCUUCGUAGCCAAGAACUUCCAAGAAAUUACUGGUAGAAACAUCUCAAAGCUUACUGCUCUGGACCCUACUGGACCCUGCGUCAGACACCUUGGACCAAAGGAUAGGCUAGAUCCGUCCGAUGCUGACUUUGUCCUACACGUCGCCACGAACAUCGGGGGAUACGGCAUAGGCACUCCGGUUGGACACAUAUCAGUAUAUGUAAACGGAGGGGAGUACCAGCCUGGCGCUCUUCCGUCGUACUUAUGUGACAACUUAUGCAGUCACAUGCAGGCGUUUUAUAUAUGGUUAUCGGUCAUGGAAAACCCUGGAAAAUUCAUCAUGAUGCAAUGUGAUUCUCUACCGCAAGCGAGAAACCACAACUGUUUUGAGAGGAAGCCAAUGGUAACGAACACUCUGGAUCUAUAUACGGAUAGAAGCAAGCCGGGUAUUUAUUACUUGGCCACAAGUUCUAAGUACCCGUAUUAUUUGGGUAAAACAGGCUCGAGAAGGAGUGGGUCGGAAGUUAUGAACCACAUAAGUGACCUUAAUGUUGUUGAUAUUCUGCGGGCUUGAAUAUAUACGAGAC
This is a messenger RNA of Cydia pomonella (codling moth), 2593 nucleotides long. Its product is annotated as lipase member I-like. NCBI's taxonomy places the organism in Eukaryota, Metazoa, Arthropoda, Insecta, Lepidoptera, Tortricidae. The transcript has 3 exons. Gene Ontology annotation, molecular function: lipase activity. The record is from RefSeq and is a predicted model, not a curated record. The coding region runs from base 1456 to 2580 and encodes 374 amino acids.